Messenger RNA from Rhodofomes roseus, 2022 nucleotides. Its product is annotated as Trimethyllysine dioxygenase. Gene Ontology annotation, molecular function: trimethyllysine dioxygenase activity; iron ion binding. Gene Ontology annotation, biological process: carnitine biosynthetic process. Bases 255 to 1718 code for a protein of 487 amino acids. Gene Ontology annotation, cellular component: mitochondrion. The record is from RefSeq and is a predicted model, not a curated record. Lineage: Eukaryota; Fungi; Basidiomycota; Agaricomycetes; Polyporales; Fomitopsidaceae. The transcript is spliced from 11 exons.
CAGCAAUUGUGAGUGUUGUAAGGGGGAACGAGCGGGUCCGCCGCGGGGAGCCUGAGGGCAGAUCCAGCCUGGGCGAGUCCGUGCCGCGAGCUUUACGUUGGCUAAGGCCGGCUGACCAGGCGAUCACCACCAGUUCACCAGUUCCACCGUGCCUCAGGCCAUACAGCACAUCUCCCUCGUCCUCGACGCCUGCCUCCUUCUCUCAAGCGACGACUUGUUGACUAUCGUGUCCUUUGCUACUAGUUAUUGUGUCCAUGUGGCGAUCAACUUCGUGCUUGCGGCUGAGCGCCGCGGGCAAGCGAACUACGACGACCAUCUCUGAAGGCUCGCUCGCGCGGAGGAGCAAAAUUGAACAUUGGUCGCAUAGUAGGGCAAUCUCGACUACUUCAGCACCGGAGGUUGUGCGCGGACAUGCCUCCUCGAGACAAGCCUCAGGCGCGGCAGCUGUGAAACUCAAGCCCCUUCCAUCAGGGACCUCAGACCAACACGGCGCCGUCGCACGUACCGACGUACCGACCAGUAGGAUCGACGACCGGAAAGUGGUAGUGGGAUGGGACACGCAGACAUGGUCGCGAUACCAUCAUAUCUGGCUCAGAGACCACUGUAGAUGUCCACAGUGUUUCCACCCGGUCACGAAACAACGUCUUGUGAACACAUUCGAGAUCCCAUUUGAUGUCAAGCCAGUCGCUGUCGAGUCGAAGCCUGAGGGCCUAGAAGUGACUUGGCCAUCCUCACAACCCCACACCUCUUUCUACCCUUGGUCUUGGUUGCGACGGAACUCCUACGACCCACCACUGGCCCGCCCUCCCCCUGUAGAGAAGAUCUUAUGGGGCACGAAGAUACUCCAGGAUCCGCCAACUGUGACUUACGAGCAAGUGAUGGCUGAGGACGAGCGGGGUCUCUUCAAGUGGCUGUCCAACGUUGACAAAUUCGGCUUUUGCUUCGUCUCCGGCGUCCCGCCUACACCUGAGGCAACCGAGGAACUCUCGCGGCGUAUCGGUUUCAUUCGGGAGACGCAAUACGGGACAUUCUGGGACUUCACGUCGGACCUCGCGAAGGGCGACACUGCGUACACUACGCUCGCUUUGGGAGCGCAUACGGACACGACAUACUAUACAGACCCUUGCGGUCUCCAGCUAUUCCACCUCCUCGAGCAUACGGGCGGCUCUGGCGGCGCGACACUGCUCGUGGAUGGCUUCUACGUCGCCUCGAUCCUGAAGGAGCUCCAUCCCACAGCGUAUGACCUGCUCGCGGGCGUCCGGGUGCCGUCCCAUGCAGCAGGCGAGCCGAGCGCACUGUACACGCCGACGCCCCGCUCAGGCUAUCCCAUUCUCAGACACUCACACUCAGACGGCGAACUGACCCAGGUGCGGUGGAACAACGACGACCGUAGCGUCAUGAGCAAUCUAGAGCCCAGUAUGGUCGAGGAAUGGUACGACGCGAUCAGGAAAUGGCACAAACUCUUGACGAGCGCGGAUUCUGAGUACUGGAUCCAGCUAUCCCCAGGAACAGCAGUCGUUGUCGACAACCAUCGCGUACUUCACGGCCGCUCAGCGUUCACAGGCAAGCGCCGCAUGUGCGGGGCGUACAUCGGCGUCGAUGAGUAUCGUUCGAAGCUUGCAGUCCUGAGUGAGAAGUUCGCCCCUGAUGAUGUCGUGCGCGACACAUCCGCUUAUGCCAGUGUGAAUGGGAGGAGCCUCUGGAACCCCGCUCUGUGAAGUUCUGAUUCUACUGUAUGAUAUCUGUAACAGUCAUACUUACGAACCCCCGCAACUGCGAUGGACCGGCCUCUGGGGUGGCAAAGGAGAAUGUCCCUUCAAUAUCGAAGGCUGGAGGCCAAGUCACCCCCGGUGUGUUGUCGAGGAUGUCCGUGCGACAAUCAUCGACCCGGACAAGACCGCUUGUAUGGCUCGUUUGACUGUAAUUCGACGUGUCGGUGUUACUGGACAGUCCACAAAUCAUCCAAGCCGGCUCUGCCGCCUCAUCGUGCGAUGCUUUGGCAGCCCCUCAGGUCUGUGUCAG